Molecule: messenger RNA, 738 nt
Organism: Branchiostoma belcheri (Belcher's lancelet)
Lineage: Eukaryota; Metazoa; Chordata; Leptocardii; Amphioxiformes; Branchiostomatidae
Product: insulin-like growth factor-binding protein complex acid labile subunit
Exons: 4
Coding region: 1-738 (245 amino acids)
Cellular component (GO): plasma membrane
Molecular function (GO): protein binding
Source: RefSeq, a predicted model, not a curated record
AUGCAGGAUGAAAUUGAAGACGUAGAGGACAACACCCUGAGUGACUUUUCGUGUCUAUGGACAUUGGGGUUGGAUUUCAACAGGUUGACACAUGUGAAACAGAGCUGGUUCACAGGCUUGAAGGAGCUCAGUGUCCUAACUUUGUCUAAUAACAGAAUCGACCAGAUUGAUCCAGGAUGCUUCGUGAACAUGAAAUAUCUUUUCAAGCUGAACCUCCAGCACAACCAGUUGCAGCGCAUAGACGCAGCCUGGUUCGCUGGCCGAAGCCUUCUAAUGUACUUGUACCUGGGGUAUAACAAGAAUGAAAUUGAAGACGUAGAAGAAAACACACUGAGUGAGUUUUCGUUUCUAAGCACACUGGGCCUUGAUUUCAACAGGUUGACACAUGCCAAAAAGAAUUGGUUCACUGGUUUGAAGAAGCUCAGCUUCUUGAGCUUGUCCAAUAACAAAAUAACACAGGUUGAGCCAGGGUGCUUCACGAACCUAUUUAGUCUUGUCCUCCUGAACCUUGAGCACAAUCAGUUACAGGUUGUUGACCCUACUUGGUUUUUCGGUCAAGCUGUAGGCCCCGCCUUGAUCCCUGACAAAAGGGAUAUUUUGUACUUGUACUUAGGGUAUAACAAUAUCAGAAGCAUCCCUGCCUGGGCAUUUCAAGACAUGAACAUGAUUGAAUUGCACCUAGAGAAAAAUGCUCUGUCUUGUCUAGACCGGGAGUUGAUACAGGGGAACGUGUUCUGA